This is a messenger RNA of Trachemys scripta elegans, 2269 nucleotides long. RefSeq names its product hyaluronidase-4-like. The record is from RefSeq and is a predicted model, not a curated record. Lineage: Eukaryota; Metazoa; Chordata; Testudines; Emydidae. Gene Ontology annotation, biological process: hyaluronan catabolic process; carbohydrate metabolic process. The transcript has 4 exons. Gene Ontology annotation, molecular function: hyalurononglucosaminidase activity. Bases 134 to 1645 code for a protein of 503 amino acids.
GGGAGCUGGGUUAGCAGGUGCCCUGAUAUUCCAGGUCUCAGCUUUAAAAAAAAAUAAAAUUGAAGGACAGCACAUUAAAGUGGUCAGGGCACUGCUGGGAGGAAAAAGGGGGCGAAGGGACAAGCUCACGGCCAUGGCUGCAAAACCCCUCUGCAGAGUGGAGCAAACUGCAGUGAGGCCCAGCUCGGGCAGGCUCCUGGCAUGGAGCUCACCGGCCUUCAGGCUACACAGGUGCCCCCUGCACCGCACUGUCUUGCUGCUGCUGCUCCUGUGCCCCGAGCUGCCCAGAGGUCAUAAUCUGAAGCCAUCCUUGCCCCCCAUUGUGACAGACCAGCCCUUUCUGGUGGCCUGGAAUGCACCAACGGCUCGGUGCUGGACUUCCUAUGAGGUGCCCCUCAGUGUGGCCUCCUUCAGCCUCCUGGCAAACGCGCAGGAAGACUUCACAGGCGGGAACAUCACCAUCUUCUACUACGAUCAGCUGGGUCUGUACCCCUACUACCUGAACAAAACCACGCCACCCAUAGCCAUCAACGGCGGCUGCCCACAGAACGCCAGCCUGCUGGACCACCUGGACAAGAUGGCCAGCGACAUCGCCACCACCAUGCCCUCAGCUUCCUUCGCUGGCCUGUCUGUGAUCGAUUGGGAGAACUGGAGGCCCCAGUGGAUCCGGAACUGGGACAAGAAGAAUGUCUACCGGACCAUGUCCGCCCAGCUGGUGAGGCAAAGGAACCCGCACUGGCCUGAUGAGCAGGUGGAGCUGGAGGCCAAGUGGGAGUUCGAGACGGCUGCGGCCAAGUUCAUGGUGGAGACCCUCAAGCUGGCACAGUUGCUGCGCCCUGGGGGCUGGUGGGGCUACUACCUUUUCCCUGAAUGCUACAACUAUCAUUACUGGGAUGACUUUGAGAACUUCACUGGGGGCUGCCCCCAGGUGGAGGUGCAGCGGAACAACAAGCUGCUGUGGCUGUGGGAGCAGAGCAAGGCGCUCUACCCCUCCAUCUACAUGGAGGAGGUGCUGAGAGCCUCCCUGCAGGGCAAGAAGUUUGUGCAGGCCAAGCUAAGCGAAGCUCUGCGCGUGGCUCAGCUGCCCUCCAUCAACCACUCCCUGCCUGUCUUCGCGUAUGCCCGGCCCUUCUACAGCUACACCCUGAAGGAGCUAACCCAGACAGACCUAGUGCACACGAUCGGGCAGGCAGCAGCCAUGGGGGCUCACGGCAUCGUUCUCUGGGGAGGUGUGGAAUAUUCUCGCAACCGGCCCAACUGUGUAAAGAUCCAGAAAUACCUGACUGGCACCUUAGGCCCUUACAUCGUCAACGUGACCACGGCAACCAAACUCUGCAGCCAGUUUGUCUGCAACAACCAUGGCCGCUGCCUUCGCAGAAAGAUGGAUUUGGACAGCUACCUGCACCUGGACGCGAGCUCCUUCCAGAUCCGAGUGGACAAAGCCGCCCAUGGACCACACGUGUCCGUGAAAGGAGCCCUCACCACCCAGCAGAGGGACAGGAUGAGACAAGAGUUCACAUGUCACUGCUACCAGGGCUGGAGGGGGGAACACUGCCAUUCCCGGGGUCACAGCAACCAGCUCUGGGCAUGGGACUUGUGCAUCCCCCUGGUGGUGAUGUCUGCAAUAUGGACGUGGGGCAUGUGACCCACUUUUGCAACAAAUUAUUUUCAAUGUGAAUUUGUGAAGCCUGUGAUGUGACGUGAACCCUGGAAAAAGGAAUGACAAGGAAGGAGGAAAACCAGCAGCAGGUUCUGUGCGUUGGCAAGAGAUCUGGAAAGUUUCCAGACAUUUGUGAAUCCCACCAGCUCCCAUGACCCCCCGGUACAUGACCCCUCCCUGCCCAACGGGAGUCACGCAGUGCGGAUUUUUCCCAGCUUUCUUUGCAAUAUUUGUAGGGUGCUAUUACAUUCCUCACUUAGUUCAGUGACUUUCUACAGCCCAGAAGCAGCUUUAAAAAUACGUAUGGUGCAAAUUUUCCUGAAUCACAGCCAAAGGACAGUUUUCUAUUACUCCUUUUUAAAAUAUCACACUGGUCAGGAUUAGCUGUUUACAAUAGAGUUACCAAUGGCCACACUCUUGCCUCUUCAAGAACCAUAAACAUUUAAAGUCCUUCUUAUUUAUAUGCAGAGUGGACUUAUCCUACUCAGAUUGUUUUUAGGUGCCUUCCCAAUGUGACCGGUGCUAUUUUAACUCCUGGAUGUGUGUGUGGUGUUGCAUUCCCUCUCUUUGUUAAGAGUCUGGGUUGAUUAUUUUUAAUUAAAUAUUUUC